AUGGACGAAAGGGGGUUUGUCCGGAAUCUCGGCGAAACUAAUAUCCGAGUCCAUUUCAUGCGAAAAUCGAAAUCCAGUAUGGAGAGAAGCCAUGAUACGAUCCCUUCUCACCACCAACCCGGCUCUCUCGCUCCGCCAACUGCCCUCCUUCUUGUCUAA
Messenger RNA from Uncinocarpus reesii 1704, 159 nucleotides. RefSeq lists its product as uncharacterized. Bases 1 to 159 code for a protein of 52 amino acids. The transcript has 2 exons. Lineage: Eukaryota; Fungi; Ascomycota; Eurotiomycetes; Onygenales; Onygenaceae. The record is from RefSeq and is a predicted model, not a curated record.